Molecule: messenger RNA, 7626 nt
Organism: Drosophila subobscura
Lineage: Eukaryota; Metazoa; Arthropoda; Insecta; Diptera; Drosophilidae
Exons: 2
Coding region: 884-5842 (1652 amino acids)
Source: RefSeq, a predicted model, not a curated record
CUAUUCGUAUUCAUACCUUCAACGAGAGCGGACUGUGCGCGUUGCUAUUCUGUUCCGUUGGCGCGUCGUCGCUGCUGUCGUCGUCGUCGUCGUGUGUUUUGUUCGUUGCGUUGUUUAUUAACUUUUUAUGUACUAUAUUUACUACGUUUGCCAUUCCACCUAUCUACUACUCGUACUGUGUACUAUAAGUAUUGUGUAUGAUUUUUGUUCUUUGCAUUUUACGCGCCGCUUUUCGACACAUUUCGCCACGCUCGCGGUCUGCCGCUGUUCCAGCUACAUUUGUUGCCACCUGUACAACACGGGGGGAGGUACGGCAACGACACUACCAGCACCAUCACCUCCCUUGAAGCGUUGUCAAUGCCGGCUCACUAAGUGCCCUCUAUGUGUGUGUGUGUGUGAGUUGCAUUUUGGUGUAUUUUGUUGUGCUGACGUUUAAAUAUCAUAUCUAAUACGUGCAAAAGAGAAAGAAAAGUGUUUCCAUGAGAGUGGAAGAGAGAAUUCCGUUCUUAUCAGCAUAUAUCGUGUGUACGACGAGUGUUACCUUGAGGUGCAAAAAAGGUAGCAAAACAGCAGCGCAGCGCGCUACCUCCCACUACUGCUCCCUCUCUUAAGUGCGUGGCCAAAUAUUAAUUGAAAGCAUGUGAAAUUAACAGCAAAGCAAAAGCUAUAGCCGAACAACCGUUACUAUUCCAAUUAUAGUGCAAGUUACAAGAGAGGGAGGUAUAAAAACAAAAUAAUCAAGCGAAACAGCAGAGACACACAAAAAAUAACCCCCACAACAACAACAACCGAGGCAGCAGCAGCAGGCAGAACGUUUAAGUGAGCAGCGACUGAGCUGAGCGAAAAUAGCAUGAAAAUGUCGAAAAACUGUUGAGCGCUCAGCAUGCAAGCGGCGAUGGACACGGCCGCCAUGGCCAUUGCCGUGGGCGUUGGUGGAUCCUCCAGCUCUGGCCCAGGGAGCAGCAGCAGCAGUGGGAGCAGCAGCAGCAGUGGCUAUGGCAGUGCCACGACCACGCCCACAACGCCGCUGGGCAGCGGUGGUGGAGGAGGAGGACACUAUGAGGCCUCGCCCACAUCCAUGCCAAUGGCAACGAUAGCCACAGUGGCGCCGUUCUACAGCGAGGCACUCACCUCGCUGGAUGCACAGCAGCGGCAACAGCAGCAGCAGCAACAGCAACACCUGCAACAGCAGCAGCAGCAGCAGAAUCAAUCUCACUUUUAUCAUCAGAACUAUGGCUAUGGGAAUAGCCUGCCCUUGAGCGCGCCACUGGAUGCGGCAGCCUACAAUGCGUACAGUGGGGCAUACAAUGCGUACAGCAGUGGGGCAGCAGCCAGCAGCAGCGGCGGCAGCAACAGCUUUCAGGGUGGGGCACGCUACGAGAAGUUGGCACCCAGCUCGGGCUCAAAGUACAGCGGGGGAAGUGCAGCCAUCGGGGGAGCAACAGCAGGAGGAGCAGCAAUGAAACCCCAGGCGGCAGCCACGCCCUUCUACGCGCAACCCUUGGGGCAGGCUGGGAGCAGUGCAAGCGGAGGCGGAGGUGGAGGACCCUACAUGAUGAACACAAAUCAUCCGUAUGAUCCGUACAAGUACAAGAUGCCCGCCCAAGCGGCAGCGCCACCACCGCAAACACAUCAAUCGAUGGUGCAAGCGUCCAACCAGCCGACGGCAGCCGUGGGACAGCCACAAUACGGACACGGACUGGCCAUGAAUCCCAGCCAGAAGCAGCAGCAGCAGCAGCAGCAGAUGCAGGUGCAACAGCAGCAGCAACAGUUCACGCAGCUGGAGGCCAACUAUGCGGCCAUCAAGCCGAACAGUCGCUACCAGAGCAUGCCGCCGUCUCAGGUGCCGUAUGGGACUCCGCCUGGUGCAACCUCCGCCUCGGGUGGCAUGCCAGGCAAUGCCACAGGCACGCCCUACUACGACAAGUACGGAGUGAUGCCCAUGCCGCCCAUGUACCCUACGAACGGAGGACUGCCGCCAAUGUACACGCCGCCCGAGCUGGUGGGGGAGUCGGCGUACCGCAAGUCGGGCAGCAGCUGCCACUGGAGCGUGGACUACAAUGCGGCCAAUUGUCGAACUCUGCCGCCAGUGGCUGCCGCACCCAGCAGCUCCUAUCAUCAUCCGCAUCCCGGGGGAGUGCCAGGCGGAGGAGGAGCACCACCAGGAGCGCUCCCGCCCAGCAAUGAGAUGUACUACGGCGCCGGAAAGUAUGACAAGUAUGGGAAUCCUGUGGCGAAUCCUUAUGCCAGCAAUCCGUAUGCCACCAGCAUGGGGCAGCCGCCGUAUGGCGCAGCCGCGGCACGCAACAUGUGGACGGAGACUCCCGCGCAGCCCAAUCCCCGCCAGAAUUGCUGCUCCCAGGCGGCAUAUCCGCAGCAGAGUUGCUACUAUCCAAGAGGCAAUGUGCCAGCAGCCCAACAGCAGCAACAGCAGCCGCAGUAUCCGGUCAGUGGCGCCACAAAGCUGAAGCAUCCGCUAACCUCUGACCUGUACGCGCCCUACGACCCCGCACCACCACCCACCCAGCUGGGUUAUGGCUAUGGCACGAGCCAACAGGUGGGCGGAGCCACAGCCAGCAAUAUCAAUCCCAAUCAGCGAUAUGUGGCGCCACCGCUGAACAUGGGAAUGGGCAUGGGCAUGGGCAUGGGAAUGAGCAUGGGAAUGGGCAUGGGCAUGGGCAUGGCCAUGGAUCCCAGCAUGAGCAGUGCAGGCGGCGGCAACUACUACAACGAUCUCAAUCUAAAUCUAAACAGCCUGGAGAGCUAUGUGCCACAGGUGCCGCCACAGAUGCAGCCACAGCAGACGCAUCGCGGGCCCUACCAGGAGUACCGCAAGAGGUCUGCCCCAGCGCCGGCAGCAGGCAACUGCUAUCUGGGACAACAGGCAGGCAGUGCAGCGGGUCCACUCAAUGGAGCACUCACCAACUUGGAGGCACAUGUGGACAGCUAUGUGGGCUACAAUCUGCACGCCACAACCUCGAACUCCCACUACAGCAUGGAGCCAGCGAAGACUUCCCCGCAAACGUGCAACAUUCGGGAUUUUUUGGCCACAUGGAACGAUGAUGAGGAUGAGGCUGCCGCGGAACCACAGACCACAGCUGUGGCUUUGGUGGCGCCGACUGUGCCAUCCAAUUUCAUGUACGAAUCUCUGCCACCGAGUGGCCCACAGGCCACAGCUGUGCCGGUGGAUCAUCAGGCAGCGGCGAGCAUCAACCUCCCAGACAUCAUUAUAGACAUUGAAAAGGCUUCGAAUGGGACAGGCAUCGUGCCCGCCGGUGUGGAUUCCUUUGGCUGCUUUGAUGUCGAGAAGGAGCUGGACGAGCUGCGGCUAAAGACUUGUCCCGCGGAUGCACUGGAGGAGAUGUUUCGCGAGGACGAGACAGCUGCGCCUGUUCCUGUUGCUCCUGCUGAUGUGGCUGCUCCUCCUGUGGAAGCUCCUGUGGCAGCUCUAGAGCUAGCUCUGACCACUGACCUGCUGCAGAGCGAAGCAGACAUCAUUCCUGCAGCGGCGGAGCCACCAGCCACACUGGACUUUGACGCCAACAACAGCUCCAAUUCGAAUGAGUCAACCUUUGCCAAGGAGUACGAGACAUUUAUACACAAGAUCGAGGGCAGUGAGAGCGAAACGGAGGAGACGAAUGCCCAGGAUGACAGCGAGUAUCGCGAGCAUGCGAAGCGUUUCAAGUUCUACAAGAGAAAGCGCAAAAACACGGAGCCACAGGAGCAGCAGCAGGAACCAGGGGAGGAGCAGCAGCUGCAGGAGCAUCCUGUAACUCCUGUAAGUCCCAAGCCAAUCACACUCUCCCCACAGAAGCUGCUCGCCAGGCGUCGUCGCAAUCGCAUCAAGAUGCUCAAGAUACUGGAAUUUGAGAGUCCCAAACUCAAGUACCGCCACUACUUCAAGGCGCUGAAACUGCUGCGCAGGCGCUACGCCAGCAGCAGAACGCGUGAGCAGCGCAGAACCCUCAUGCGACGACACUUGGCACUGCGUAAGGAGCGUCGUUUGCCGCCCAUUAAGCGAUUGAUCAGGAAGUACGCCGAGGGCUCAAAAAGGAACGAGGGAGCGCAGCUCUACAAUCCGCCGAGCCUCAAGGGGCUGAGUGUUUCCGCUUUGAACACAAAAGCUUUUAGGAGCAGCCUGAUGCAGUCCUCGGGUCGGGAGACGGUCAUCAAGAGCGGCUACGCGCUGCAGAAGAAGGCUGAAGAGGAGAUCGAGGAUGGCGAACUACAGACAGCGGAGGGAGAGGAGGAGAACACCAUUCAAUCCGUCGAUUUGUUGCCCAAUUUCAAGGGCUUCGAUGAUGUCGAGAACACAAAUCUGUCGCCGCAGGCCAAGCUGCGCGUGGAGCCGGAGGAGGCGGAGGAGAAAGUGCUGGCACAGUCAACCGUGACGGAAGUAACCAAAGCCAAGGAGCGGGAGAUUCAGGCGUGGCUCAGGAACAACAGCAUGGAGGAGGAAGUGGAGGAGCUGCCUGCCACAGAAGAGCCCAAAGCGAUGCCAAUUGUUGUUGCUGCAUCUCCAGCGCCAUCAUCCUCUUCCUCGUCAUCAACGUCGAGCUCGAGCUCCAGCUCUAGUUCCAGCUCGGAGGAUGACAAGGAUUCAAGCAGCAGCAGCAGCCAAGAGGAGGACUCCUCAUCCAGCAGUAGCAGCAGCAGCAGCUCCACCGUGGCCGAGGCCGCAGAGACCGCCGAGGAGAGCGACUUCAAUGAGAUGGCGGCACUGGAGAGGGAGCUCUCCCAGUCGCAGAUUCUCGAACCAGCAGCAAAGCCAGCGGCAGCCAUACUGGAGGCCCAGCCCCUGCCGGAGGAGGAAGCACUCGCCGUGGCAACGCCCAUGCAGGAGGAGAUAUCCAACAAUGAUAUUGCCAAGCUGAAGCAGAUACUGGAGAGCGAUGGCGAGGAGCAGUCCACACAGCGGAGUCAGUCUCGGUCCCCAAAUGAAACACCAACCCAAAGUCCAAUCCAAAGCCCUUCCUCAUCCCCCAACCCAUUCCCUUUCUCCUGCAUCGUACCAAAGCUAAGUGACCUUAGUAAAAUUGCCUUAAAUAGUUCCUUAAUAACUAGAGAAUUAGAGUUAAGACCAAGCGGGGAUCCAGAGGAAUCCCUGCCAGCCUUUGAGCCGGCUUCAGAGGAUAGAUGCCUGGCAGCGGCACGAGAGGAGUCCCCUUUUGAAGCAACCGAAUCACAGUUCCCUGAAGAAGCCCCCAACACAGAGACCCCUGUGGAAACCCCACAAUCAGAGACCCCUGUGGAAGCACCCAAAUCCCAGCAGCCAGCACAGGUGGAAGAGGAUUCCCUGCCCGCUUCUGAGCAGCCUCCAACACCGCGUGAACUGAGCGUUGAGGAUGCCCUGGCGGAGAUGUAUCAACAAAUAGGCGUCGCCUCCGACCCAGAGGACUUUGAGGGCGACAAGGAUGCGGAGGCAGAAGCGAAUGCGAAUGGACAGGACAUGCUGCUGAUCAAUCUGGCAGAGAUAUUCGAUACCAGCAGCGAUCUGUAUGUGGUGCAGUGUGACAUGAACGAAAACAUACUGGGAGUUGUGGCCAGCGAGCAGGAGGAGGAGAGUGCGGAGCAGCCGGAUCGCAGUCAGGAGGAGGCGCUGCAGCUCAUACAACUGCUAGCCGAUCCACAGCCCGAGCUGAUACACCACGAGGAGAUCAUUCCCGACAGGCAGACGGCAAUGCGGCAGCGACGUCGCGAGUUCUUGAAGUAUUUGCAUGGAAAGUACGCGCAGAGUCCCAUAGGGAGGUUCCACCAUGCUCAGCGUAUAGUCAGGAAGUACAGGCGAAGGAGAGGGGCGGUAGCAGGAAAGCAGCCUGAGUCCAGCUUCUACCAAAGAUAGAGAGAGAGGAUCACAAAAGAUCAGAGAUCGUUUAGCCGUUGGGGCGUGACGAAAGAACCAUCAGGCGUGCCUAAAUGGAUACUAAAUACGAUCCAUAAAAUACCCACACACACACACCACACACACACACAUAGUUAUAGAUACAUGUACAUAAUGUAUCUGUUGGAUAAACAUUUCUAGAAUCUCAAGACUUGGUUAUAUAUUUUGGAUUUGCUUUAGGAACGAUAGCAACGUUUGAUAGCAGAAUAAUUGUAAUUAAUUUAGGCAUAAAAAUAGAUAUUAGCUUUAGAUAUUAUAUAUUUUGGAUAACUGUGCAAUAUUUUACAUUGAAACAACUUGUCGUGUUUCAAAUGCAUAAUUAUAGCAAACAAAAAUAUUGUAACUAAGUGCGCGAAUUCGAAUCUCGAUGUGAGUUUUUUUGUAGGGAUGAGUAAGCAAAGUUAAUCGUUUGGGGGCUUCGAAUGGGUUCGGUUCUGGGUUCGCGUGCAAUUAACAAGAGAGCUACAUAUACCCCGAGUAUCUGUUGUAUGUUAUCGGAUAAUGUAUCAGCAUUUUUAGUCACUGAGUGGCUGAGCAAUUUUAAAACGCUUUCCGACUAAAGGUCAGACCCCCCGCAGAUUGAGGGACAUGGCCAUAAAUGCCCGCCACUUGCGUGUUUUGCCAAACAGAACCCAGUAAACCUUGCCCCCUCCUAGCACCCAGUUUUGAUUCUGUUAUUCUGUUAGCCACCAAAAAAAUGUAUGCAGCCUAGACCAAAAAUUGUAGUAAAUUAUAAACCAUAAAUAUCUAUGGUUUGGGUAUCGUUUUGAACUGUUAGAUCUUAGACUUAAAGACUUGUUUUGUUUUUAGUGCAAUUGUUUGUUGGGUUCCUACUAUCAGGAUCGUGUUAAGCGUUCACCUAAAACACUUUUAAAAACACAAACACACACAGACACAUCUUUAUAAGCCAGCAGUUUCAGGUGGAGGUGGUGUGGAAUUAGCAUAGACCAGAAAAAUAUUUAAAUGCAACUUAUCUGCCGGAAAAAUGGCAUUUGAAACGCUCAUUUAUGCAAGAUGUGAAUGCGGAAAGCACACCUCAAGGGCACAAAGAAAACUGACCGAGAGGCGACGCUGCAUGACACGUUUACCAUGCGGAAAUGCUGGCUCUAGUUUUAGGAUCCAAACACAACUAUCAAUCAAUCUAUCUAUUUAUCAAUUGAAAUGUAAUCCACCUAGAUGUCUUUUAUCACUCUCUUGUAACACAUUCCAAAGGACCAAAAAAUAUACACCACUUAUACAAAAAUAUAAACCCAAAUAACUAAAUAAAUCUUACGUAUAAACUAGCCUCGAUUUGUAAGUGCAUUCUAGAAACUUUUAAUAUACAUUAAAAAAUCUAUUUGUAAAUGUAUUUUUAUUCGUUUUUAAAUAAUACGCUUAAUUUUAUUACAAAACAAAAGCAAAAUCAAAUGCAAAAUGCAAAAUGCUAGCCCACUAAAUGUUAUAUUAAUAAUAAUGCUAUUUAUUAUGGAAUAAUUGUACAUAGUCCCAGACCCUACCCCACAUUCGAUCUAGAUGUUCGCCCUUUUGCCACACAGUCCCUUACACUUGCUAUAUCCAUAGCUAUAUAGAGCUGUAGCUGUAAUAUCUGAACGGGUUUUUGCAAUUUACUUUAGUCUUAAGAUUUGUGACUUUAUAUAAAUGUGAGUGUCUUUGAGCAAAAACAAAAACAACAACAAAAUCAAAAGGAAUUACGAUAAAUGAUAUACGAAAAAUCCUAAAAAAGAGAGAAAUAAAUGUUUUAUGUA